AUGGACCUAGACCCAGAGGGCAUCUUCCGCGACGACAGCGAUGAAGACGAAGACAACGUCCAGGAGAGGGAGGCGAACAAGGAGAUGGUUGUCUACCUUGUCGACGCCUCGCCCAAAAUGUUCACCCCUGCUACCACCCAGGACAAUGAAAAGCAGGACACACAUUUCCACACCAUUGUUAGCUGCAUCACAGAGUCUCUAAAGACACAAAUUAUUGGUAGAUCUUACGAUGAAGUCGCAAUAUGUUUCUUAAACACUAAAGAGAAGAAGAAUUUACAGGACUCAGCUGGUGUUUAUGUUUAUAAUGUUGGAGACAGAGAAGAACUUGAUAGACCCACUGCAAAACUUAUCAAAGAUUUUUCUUCCAUAGAAGAUUCUUUUAUGAGCACCAUUGGAAGUCGAUAUGGAAUAACAUCUGGAUCUCGAGAGAAUACCCUGUAUAAUGCUCUUUGGGUUGCUCAGGCUCUGCUGCGCAAGGGAUCUGUGAAGACCGUCAGUAAACGAAUUCUUAUAUUCACCAAUGAAGAUGAUCCUUUUGGUACUAUUACAGGAGCAGUGAAAACUGAUAUGAUUAGGACAACAGUUCAACGUGCAAAGGAUGCACAAGAUCUUGGCCUGUCUAUUGAACUUCUUCCACUGAGCCGGCCUGAUGAGCAGUUCGACAUGUCCCUGUUUUAUGCAGAUUUAAUUGGUCUGGAUGGGGAUGAGAUAACCGAGUAUUUGCCAUCUGCUGGUGUUAGGCUAGAGGAUAUGACUAAUCAACUGAGAAAACGAAUAAUGAAGAAGCGCAGAGUCAAAACUCUUUCAUUUGCAAUCACAAAUGAUGUGUGCAUAGAAGUGAAUACAUAUGCGCUGGUCCGUCCUACUACUCCAGGGACAAUCACAUGGCUUGAUUCACUAAGUAACCUUCCAUUAAAGGCUGAGAGGUCUUUCAUAUGCAAUGAUACUGGGGCUCUACUUCAGGAUGCACAGACACGUUUCCAGAUGUACAAUGACACAAUUGUCAAAUUUUCUGUACAUGAACUCUCUGAGGUUAAAAGGGUUGCAAGCCAUCAUCUUCGCCUUUUAGGUUUCAAGCCAUUGGAUUGCUUGAAAGAUUAUCAUAACUUAAGACCAUCAACAUUUAUUUAUCCGAGUGAUCAGCGUAUAUUUGGAAGCACUUGUGUUUUCGUUGCCUUACAUAGCUCAAUGUUACGUCUUGGAAGGUUUGCACUUGCAUUUUAUGGGAAUCCAACUCGACCACAGCUCGUAGCCCUUGUUGCUCAAGAAGAGGUUACUUCCUCUGGUGGCCAGUUUGAACCGCCUGGCAUGCACAUGAUCUAUCUUCCAUACUCGGAUGAUAUUAGAUAUCCUGAAGAAGUUCAUGUGACUUAUGAUGAUGCACCACGUGCAACAGAUGAACAAAUCAAGAAAGCUUCGAAUCUAUUCAAACGUAUUGAUCUAAAAAAUUUCUCUGCAUGCCAAUUUGCUAACCCAGCUUUGCAAAGACACUAUGGGAUCUUGGAGGCCUUAGCUUUAGGCGAAGAUGAGAUGCCUGAUAUAAAGGAUGAGACCCUGCCUGACGAAGAAGGCUUGUCUAGGCCAGGGGUAGUCAAAGCUAUUGAGGAAUUCAAGACUUCAGUCUAUGGUGAAAAUUAUGACCAAGAGGAGGCAGAAGCAGCAGCAGGGAAAGCUUCCCGUGGUGAUGCUUCAAAAAAGAGGAAGGAAAUCACUGAUGCAGCUGCGCAGAUAAGUGCUGCUUAUGAUUGGGCAGAACUUGCAGACAAUGGAAAACUGAAGCAAAUGACGGCGGCAGAAUUGAAAUCCUACCUGACCGCGCAUGACCUCCCGGUUUCUGGUAAGAAAGAGGUACUUGUCAGCAGGAUCUUGACUCAUCUGGGCAAGUGA
Miscanthus lutarioriparius is the source of this 1887-nucleotide messenger RNA. The record is from the annotation of a GenBank genome assembly. Lineage: Eukaryota; Viridiplantae; Streptophyta; Magnoliopsida; Poales; Poaceae.